Messenger RNA from Salvia miltiorrhiza (redroot sage), 1785 nucleotides. RefSeq names its product receptor-like protein Cf-9 homolog. Gene Ontology annotation, molecular function: protein binding. The transcript has 3 exons. The record is from RefSeq and is a predicted model, not a curated record. Lineage: Eukaryota; Viridiplantae; Streptophyta; Magnoliopsida; Lamiales; Lamiaceae. The coding region runs from base 107 to 1594 and encodes 495 amino acids.
AUUUGUAGGAGUUAUUCCACAAGAGAUUCAUCAUCUUGAUAAUUUACUAGAGUUGGACUUGAGUUCGAACAAGUUGUCUGGCACUUUGCCACCAACCAUUUUCAACAUGUCUUCCUUGGCAUGGAUUGACUUAUCAAGUAACACACUUAGCGGGGCAUUGCCUUCAGAAAUUGGGAACAUGAAAGCACUACUAGAGUAUUUAAACCUUCAAUACAAUGCUUUAACCGGUACAAUUCCGAGAGAAAUGGGGAACAUGGAAGCACUACGGUUUUUAUACCUUGAAAACAAUAGUUUAACUGGUACUAUUCCAAAAGAGAUUGGAAAUCUUCAUAAUUUGCAGUAUAUGUGGUUGGAUUCCAACAAAUUAAUCGGUGAGCUUCCAUCCUCCAUCUGUAACUUGACAUCUCUUCAUGCUCUAAUUCUCUCAAAUAACACCUUGGAAGGAACAAUUCCACGAUGCUUUGGAAACUUGAGCUCUUUGACCAUCUUUCAUUUAAAUGAAAAUCAGUUUAGUGGUCUCAUUCCAUCAACAUUUAGCGAGGGGUGUAAUCUUGUGUCCAUCAAUUUGAAUGGUAAUAAAUUGCAAGGGCCAUUACCUAAAUCCUUGAUCAAUUGCCGAAGUCUACAAGGCCUCGACGUUGGAAAUAAUAGAAUACAAAACGAAUUUCCCUUUUGGAUGGAAGUCCUUCCAAACCUUCGAGUGUUGGUCUUGAGGUCUAACAAGUUUUAUGGUAACAUGUCACUUCCUUCGCAAACCAAGAUUCCAUUUCAUAAUUUGCAAGUUUUAGAUAUAUCUCGGAAUAGAUUAGUGGGAUCUCUACCUCAAAGAUAUUUCAAGAAUUUCAAAGCAAUGAAAGAGGAAAAUGAGAAAAUCACAUCAAAUGAGUUUGAAAAUUAUGUGGAGAUGAGGCUCACCUUGAAAGGUUUGGAUCAAUUAUUAGAGAGAUUGUUGUCGGCCUUUACAACAAUUGACUUAUCCUCCAACAGGUUUUCUGGGAGUAUUCCAAAUUCCAUAGGAAAUCUUAAGAUUCUCAAAUACUUGAAUCUGUCCCACAAUAACCUCAUAGGAAAUAUCCCUUCAUCUCUUGGAAAUUUGAGUGAACUUGAAUCUUUAGACUUGUCGGUGAACAAGUUGGAUGGAGAAAUUCCAAGUGAAUUGACAGGGUUGACAUUUCUUGCGAAAUUAAACCUUUCAAUGAAUAAUUUUGUGGGACAAAUACCACAGUCUAAGCAGUUUUCCACAUUUGAGAAUGAUUCAUACGUGGGAAACUUGAGACUGUGUGGAGUUCCGUUGACGAGAAAAUGCAACGACGAGAAUGGGCAUGGGAUGAAGCCACAAGAAGAUGAUGAUGAAGAAGAUGAGUUUGGAUUUAUAGAUGGAUUUGGAUGGAGAAGUGUGGUGAUGGGAUAUGGAAGUGGAUUCAUAGUUGGAAUUGGAAUUGGUUACAUUAUCAUUAGAAAUGGAAGGCCAAGAUGGUUAGUGGAAUUCUUUUUUGGCAUUGGAUAUAAUAAUAAUAAUAAUAAUAAGAAGAAGAAGAAGAAGAAGAAGAGACGCAGCAGAGCUACACCAACACCAACACGCAGGAGAACUUAAUUGAAGGCUUUUGCUCGAAUUGUGUUUUCUUUUUCUUAUUUCCUUUGUAAUGGCUACGUUAGUGUGUUUUUAGAGUUUACGAAAUGUUGUUGUUUGUUCAAAUAUGUGAAGUUUUAAUUUUAUCUCGUUUAGGUAAUUUUUUGGAUAAACUAAAACAGUUUUGUGAUUUUAUUUGUUAAAUAUUUAGAUUA